Molecule: messenger RNA, 2117 nt
Organism: Cicer arietinum (chickpea)
Lineage: Eukaryota; Viridiplantae; Streptophyta; Magnoliopsida; Fabales; Fabaceae
Product: phosphatidate cytidylyltransferase 1
Cellular component (GO): endoplasmic reticulum membrane
Molecular function (GO): phosphatidate cytidylyltransferase activity
Source: RefSeq, a predicted model, not a curated record
UAAAUAAAUAAAUGAAUCCCUCACAAUAAUGAUCCUCUUGUAUAAUAUGCGUGUGUGCGCUGUUAAGCCAAGAACAAAGGAAGAAUAUAUUUUGUUCUUAAAACAUUUUAGUAACAAAAAAGGCUUCAUCACCGUUUAGGUUUAUCAAUAACAUUCACUCUUCUUCGUAUUUGCCGCUUUUAACUUCUUAAUUUCGCACACUUCGUCUCUUUCACACCUUCUUCUUCGUCCUUCACACCCAAACAAGGUGUUUACUUUACUGCUACAUAUGUUAUUUUUACAUUGAUUUCAAUUUGGUGAAAUCUGAUUGAAGAACUAUGCAAAAGGAUACUACUACUAGUUCUGCUCCCUCAACUUCAACUGGACGGAUUAGGCACCGAAAACGCUCAAAUGAGGUUAUUCCGGAUGAUAGUAAAGCAAAUGGUAAUAAGUUACUUGUUAAUGACAAAAGCAAAUACAAGUCCAUGUUGAUUCGUGCAUAUUCGUCGGUUUGGAUGAUUGGGAGCUUUGUGUUGAUCAUCUAUAUGGGUCACCUCUACAUCACUGCAAUGAUUGUUGUUAUCCAAAUCUUCAUGGCAAGAGAACUUUUCAAUCUACUCCGUCGAGCUCACGAAGAUAGGCAGCUGCCAGGAUUUAGGCUAUUAAAUUGGCAUUUUUUCUUCACUGCAAUGCUAUUUGUUUAUGGACGGAUUCUGAGUCAACGACUGGUCAACACAGUAAAUUCAGACAUGGUUUUAUAUCGGCUAGUGAGCAGUCUCAUAAAGUAUCAUAUGGUUAUCUGCUACUCCCUGUACAUUGCAGGGUUUAUAUGGUUCAUUCUCACAUUGAAGAAGAAGAUGUACAAGUACCAAUUUGGCCAGUAUGCUUGGACACACAUGAUUCUGAUUGUUGUAUUUGGGCAGUCCUCUUUCACUGUGCCAAGCAUUUUUGAAGGGAUUUUCUGGUUUCUUCUUCCAGCAACACUUAUUGUCAUUAAUGACAUUGCUGCUUAUUUCUUUGGUUUCUUCUUUGGAAGAACCCCUUUGAUUAAGUUAUCUCCAAAGAAAACUUGGGAGGGUUUUAUCGGGGCAUCUGUUACAACCAUCAUAUCAGCAUUCAUGCUUGCAAACAUCAUGGGUCGGUCGUCUUGGCUGACGUGUCCUAGAAAGGAUUUGUCAACUGCUUGGCUUCACUGUGAUCCCGAUCCACUGUUUACGCCAGAAUCUUACUCCUUGUCAGGAUGGAUUCCUUACUGGUUUCCUUGGAAAGAGAUCUCAAUCCUACCAGUUCAAUGGCAUGCUCUAUGUCUUGGUUUGUUUGCUUCUAUUAUUGCACCUUUCGGAGGAUUCUUUGCAAGUGGCUUCAAAAGGGCUUUUAAGAUAAAGGAUUUUGGUGAUAGUAUUCCAGGACAUGGUGGAAUUACUGACAGAAUGGACUGCCAGAUGGUUAUGGCCGUGUUUGCGUAUAUAUAUCAUCAGUCAUUUGUUGUGCAGCAAAGUUUAUCGGUUGAAGUGAUAUUAGACCAGAUAUUGAUGAACCUAACAUUCAAUGAACAAGAAGCUCUGUAUAGGAGGCUUGGGGAAAUGUUGGAACAAGGGAUUAAAAGGAUGUCUUAGAUCCACUGCAAGGUGUAUUUGUCCCUUCUCCUUCUAUUUACAAGGAGAAGUGAAAAAGAUACUUUGUACAUGUGUGUUCUCUAUCUUUUGAGUGAAACGGAUCAAAGGUUCAGAAUCAGGAACCUGUCAAGAUGUGUAUAGUGUGUAUCUUGACAGUUAAAAUAUCCCAUUCUGUUUCUCUCAUUCCUGUUCUUGAAUAUUUUAUUGAUGGCUUUGCUUGAUCAGCCAUUUGCUCACUCGAUAUCUUUGGAAUAUUCAAAUAGCCAAUGGCAGCUCAAGAGGAACGCCUGUAUUAUUUUUUCAGUUCCUUGAGGGGUGUGUUAACAUUUUUCAAUUAGUUGUAAUUUGAAUGAAGUUGGAUAUGUUCUACUACCAAUGAAACAAUAAACCUUGUUCUACGUAUAAAUCACAUGUUGCAAAUAUUGUGAAGGGAAAGACAGAGUACACCAUAGCAUGCUCAUUGCUUUCCUAUCUAUGAUGCUUUUGUUCAAAUUGUUGCUGUGAUUUUGAGUUUGCAUGUCA